Molecule: messenger RNA, 5916 nt
Organism: Salvelinus fontinalis (brook trout)
Lineage: Eukaryota; Metazoa; Chordata; Actinopteri; Salmoniformes; Salmonidae
Product: BDNF/NT-3 growth factors receptor-like
Exons: 18
Coding region: 692-3103 (803 amino acids)
Biological process (GO): cellular response to brain-derived neurotrophic factor stimulus; multicellular organism development; protein phosphorylation
Cellular component (GO): signaling receptor complex; plasma membrane; axon
Molecular function (GO): brain-derived neurotrophic factor binding; ATP binding; brain-derived neurotrophic factor receptor activity
Source: RefSeq, a predicted model, not a curated record
AGGACACCAACGCAUCUCGUCCGACCGAGACACUGCUAAACACAAGACCGCUAGUGAAUGACGGGGAGGAGACCCCUUUAACCCCUGGCCAUCUGGAACAAUCAGCGUGGAAUCGGAACUAAAACAACGUCUGGAGGGCGUAUUCUUGACGGCGAUCUAUAACAUACUGUAUGUUUUGUUGUUGGUUGGCCUGCCCGCGCCGCCUCCUCCUCAGUGCACUGCUUGAACAACGCAACAAUAAACAGUGUGCGCUUUCGGCUCCGUCGUCUCUGUUCAUUAUCUAUUCAUCCACGGCUCUGCCUCAGGCAGACCUGCACAGGACAUAGGGUUUUGUGUGGAAUUAUAAGUGCCAGUGUCAUCUGACUGAGAGGAGAGAGAGAAAGGGAGAGAAAGAGAGAGAGACAGAGAGAGAGAGAGAGAUAGAGAGAGAUAGAGGGAGAGAGAGAGAGAGAGAGAGAAUGAGAGAGAGAGAGAGAGGGAAGGAAUCCUUGGGAUACACACACGUCGGUGUCUCAAUGUGAAUUUGAGUGACUGGCUGGAUUCUUGUGGAGACGAACUCAACGGAUAAACCCAUUUUCAGCAUCUCGCCCAUUUGCGCGGAGAGCGGCUGGUGCCUGCUCGUCUGGGUUGAGCAUUUGACAGCGUCUCUUUCUGCUGGAGCUUGGCUGAUUCAAGCCGUCCUUGGUCGGGCAUGGAGGGAGCCGAGAUGAGCGCCUUUCGGAGGGGUACUGGGGUGUUUCUGUUCGGGUUGUGUUGCGUACUAAUGGGACUGUGGCGGGUCGGGGCCGCCUGCCCCGCGUCCUGCUCCUGCAGCGGGACCAGGAUCUCCUGUGUGGACCAGGAGCGGGGUAUCAUGGCUUUUCCAGUGUUGCAGUCGGAGCUGGAGAUGGACAACAUUACCGACAUAUAUAUAGCAAACCAAAGUAAAUUCUCUUCCAUCAAUGACAAAGACCUGCAUUAUUACCGGAACCUCACGAAUCUAACUGUGACUAACAGCCGGCUUACCUAUGUGUCUCGACUGGCAUUCCAGAACAACCUCAAGCUUCAGUAUCUGAAUUUGAAAGACAACAACCUGUCAUCGCUGUCUUGGAGGAUAUUUCGACAUUUAAACAUAUCAAAUCUGAUUCUUUCUGGGAACCCGCUGCACUGUUCCUGUGAGAACAUAUGGAUGAAGCUAUGGCUGGGAGAGGAGCUCGAUGCUCAGGACCUCCAAUGUACAGCGGAGGGUGGCGGGAGGAAACCCUUUACCAGGCUCAAACUCCCUCACUGCAAGGUUCCCAUGGCGACUAUGAGCCCGUCCAAGGUGAUGGUGCAGGAGGGUGCUGAUGUGGUGCUGACAUGCAACACCUCCGGAGAGCCCUCUCCUGAGCUCAUCUGGAAAAUGACCCCACUCAUCUCCUACUAUGAGAUUGAGACCUCAGGCCAAGUGUCUGAGCUCCAUCUCUAUAACCUCUCCUCCCUGGACAACAACUGUAAGAUCACCUGCAGUGCUGGGAACAUUGUGGGCGAGAAUGAGUCCACAGUCCUCCUCAACAUCCUAUUUCCCCCUAACAUUAGUAAGCUGAGUGAUGCCUACCAGGACCACCACUGGUGCAUCCCAUUCAGUAUUUCUGGGAACCCAAAGCCCGAGCUCCGCUGGCUGUUAAACGGGGAGCCGGUCAUUGAGGGACCCUACAUCGUGACCAUGAUCCAUGACUUCUCUGAGAGGGAGUACCACGGCUGCCUGCAGCUGGAUAGCCCCACACACAUCAACAACGGACCGUACACCCUGCUGGCCAGCAACAAGUAUGGACAGGACCGCAAGACAGUCGAUGCCCACUUCAUGCGCAACCCCUUUGAGGGAGGAACAGUGACAGAACCUCUUUACUAUGACCCAACUACAGACGACACACCUCUAGAUCCACCGGAAGACAGAGUUGCUGUGUACGUGGUCGUAGGGAUUGCAGCAGUAGCCUUCACAGGUUUCCUCUUGAUGCUGGUCAUCCUAAAAUUCGGGGGAAACUCCAAGUUUGGAAUCAAAGGUGCAUCGUCUGUGAUCAGCAACGAUGACGACUCAGCCUCUCCUCUCCACCACGUGUCCAACGGCAGUAACACUCCGUCCUCCUCUGAGAUGGGCCCAGACGCCGUCAUCAUCGGCAUGACCAAGAUCCCCGUCAUCGAGAACCCUCAGUACUUCCGCAGCAACAGCAUGCUCAAAUCAGACACCUUUGUCCAGCACAUCAAGAGGCACAAUAUAGUUCUGAAGAGGGAGUUGGGAGAGGGGGCGUUUGGGAAGGUUUUCCUGGCCGAGUGCUAUAACCUGUCUCCUGAGCUCGACAAGAUCCUGGUGGCUGUCAAGACCCUGAAAGAGGCCAGUGAGAAUGCGAGGAAGGACUUCCAUCGAGAGGCCGAGUUGCUGACCAACCUGCAGCACGAGCAUAUCGUCACCUUCUACGGUGUGUGUGUGGAGAGCGACCCCCUCAUCAUGGUGUUUGAGUACAUGAAGCACGGGGACCUCAACAAGUUCCUCAGGGCUCACGGUCCCGACUCUGUGAUGAUGGGUGACGGUCCGACAAACCGACCCGUGGAGCUGACCCAGUCGCAGAUGCUGCACAUCGCCCAGCAGAUCGCUGCAGGCAUGGUCUACCUGGCCUCCCAGCACUUUGUCCACCGAGACCUGGCCACACGCAACUGUCUGGUGGGAGAGAACCUGCUGGUGAAGAUCGGUGACUUCGGCAUGUCCCGAGACGUGUACAGUACGGACUACUACAGGGUAAGUGUGGGCGGUCAUACCAUGCUGCCCAUCCGCUGGAUGCCUCCAGAGAGCAUCAUGUACAGGAAGUUCACCACAGAGAGUGAUGUGUGGAGUCUGGGCGUAGUCCUCUGGGAGAUCUUCACCUACGGCAAACAGCCCUGGUACCAGCUCUCCAACAACGAGGUGAUUGAGUGCAUUACACAGGGGCGUGUCCUGCAGCGGCCUCGCUCCUGUCCCAAAGAGGUGUACGACCUGAUGCUGGGGUGCUGGCAGAGAGAGCCCCACAUGAGACACCACAUCAAGGAGAUCCACAGCCUACUGCUAAACUUAUCCAAAGCCUCUCCUGUCUACCUGGACAUCCUGGGCUGAGAGUGUGUCCGUGUGUGCGUAUGCGUACAUGCACGUGGCUGUACAAUACAAGAGGGAAUGAGUGUGUGCCUGUACGUGUGUGUCUAUUGAUGCACCUGUCCUUGAGUGUGUUUUAAGCUACGAUCAAACUCUUUAAGGCAAUCAGAAGAUUCCCCAACUGUUCCCUUGUGCCCUCCCCUCCCCUCUCGCUCUCUCUCUCUCUUACUUUCUGCCUACUUCUACUCUUUCAUGCAUCUCUUUACCUACCACCUUCUUCCUGCUCAAGAUACUUUAAGAAUGGUUUGCAGUGGGAAGGCUUCUCCCAUCGGCACAAAGGAUUUUAAACUGGGGCUAAGUAGUCUACAGUAAAUGGCUGAGGGCUCUAUACGAGCAGGCAGUGCCAUUAUUUUCCAAUUGGUUUCUGAAAAACUCCGUCCUUCUGUAAAUAAAACCCCUGAGGAUGAGAAGAGGCGCCUCCACUGCAGAUAGGCUGUUUCUUCUCUGUACAUAGAGGACAUACAUCUACCAGACAUCGGACCCCCGCAAUGUCCUGCAAAGGGUUGAGAUGCGUUGCUCUAUGGAAGGAGACAUGGAAGCAACCAGACUGUUAUUUUCCCCUCAUGUCAACAAGUCAUGACAUAACAAGACAUGACAAGAUAUAGUAUUUCCCCUCAUGCUGAUGAGUAGCAACAAAUUACAUGCUAUUGUAUAACUGAAGCAAUGGUGAAAGUAAACUUAAAAGGGAGAUUUGGGGCUGUUCACCAAUGGGUGCUCUUCAGCUCAGUCUGUCUAUUGUCGUUGUCUGUGACUAUGUACACGAAAGAGGGAAUUUGAUACAUUUUGGGGGAUGAAGAUGUUUUAAUUCCCAUGUCAAGUGCUGAUGUCAUGUCAUUUAUCGAUUUAUGUGUCCAACAUACUCGGACAAUCCUGAGACAGAGAGUAUGAGCAGGAUCUGUGUCAGUUGCCCUUUCAUGGUCAGUGGUGAGGAUCUCCGUUUAGGCGUGGUUGGGUCAACUGUGGUAGAAUCCUGGCACACACACAUAUCCCCCACCCCCUACUACCACACACACUCAAAAGGCUUCUGCAGGAAAUUGAAUUCUGCAUGUUUUAUUAUUUUAGCCCCACAGUGCUUUAGCGACGGAGCCCCAGCCCUCGUCAGUAAUGGUGUAAUGUAUAUUUCAUUAAGGAGCUAAAGUUGGCCAUUAGCACAGUCUCUCCCUCCGACAUUUAAGACGUAUUGUUUUAUGGGAGAGAGGGAAAGGAGAUGGGGAAGUGGAGAAGAGGAGAGAAAGACGGCGAGAUAGAGAGGAGUGGAGAGAGAGAGAGAGGGAGGGAGGGGGUCUGAAGGUCUGCAGGGAAAUAGUGAGAUAACAUCCAUCAUAGUGCGGUCUUGUCGGUUUUAGAACCCACAGCUGUUUACUUCACACACCUCGCAUUCCUAUGGCGGGUUCCUCAACCGCACAGACACAGACACCACUCGCAAAACCUUCUCCUACACAUUCAAUAUCAACUGUAGGCUCACCUACAGACUUUCAAGAUCAAACGCCUACAUUAUCAUAGACACACAAUAAACAGACUUAUUGAGAUGUAAUAACUUCAUACAAGACUGUUUGAGUAUCAUGAUAUUGUCAUAUGUUUCUGUAACUGAUUGCAUGUGACUGGUUUGGUCAUAUCCUCAGUCCUUGAUGCUAUUGAUAUUUGUGUUCUUCUUAUUUAUUAAAAAAUUAUACAUUUUUUAUGAGACAAAGUUUCUGAGGUCUAAGUCAAUUAUUUGGUCUGAAUCGGGGCCUGACUCAAAUUUAAAGUGAUCUAAUUUAUUAUGCUGACAGUAUUACGUGCGUGUGCCUCCAAAAUAGUGCAAUACUUGGGCUGUGGUCAAAAGUAGUGCACUAUACAGGGAAUAGGGUGUCAUUUCAGACAUAGACUGUGUGUGUCUGUUUGGGUCCUUGUACAUGCUCUUUGUUACAUUUUCCUGCCUGCCUCUUGAAAUAUACAUUAGAUCUAAUAAGUACCAUCCGUUCCACAAAGAGAAUGGAUGUCUUUCUGUGCGAGAGCAAGUAGAAAAUGCUUUACAGGUAUUCAAUAUUGGUUACACAAUAAUGUUGUGCAAUACAAAGCAAAAUCGUGUGCAACAACCUUCAGUGUGAGAGUAGUUGGCAGUGAAAUAACUGCCAGUGUGAGAAAGAGCACUAUGCGUCCAUCGAACUAAGAAACCACUCUUAAAGCGCUUAUAGCCUACAUGAAUUGGCUAAAGUGGGACAUGGCAGUGGUGGCGAGUCAGUGAAUUGUCUAUCAGAGGACUGCACUGGAAGACAUUUCUAUGUGGCUUUCUUCCAUCACUAUGGACCCAGUCUCAGUUCACUCUACAUCCUGGUCAAGUUACUGUGACUAAUUAUGGAGCCUUCCCAGAAUCCUUUCUGUUGGAGGUUCAACAUUUCCUCCUACCGAUAGGCUCUAGGCAAUGGGCGGCACCAAUCACAAUGCUAUCGAUCUCUUUGCUAAGAAAAUGGACACCUCAAAAAGGACUGACAAUCACAACCCUUAACAAGUGAAAUGCUGUAUAGUUACAAACCGCUCCUCUCUCGAAUGUAUCUUCACUUUCUUUCUCUCUUUCUUGUUCUCUCCCAGCUGUUACACUGUCCAACUGUGACAUCCCUGAUGGGUCAGUGAGAGGCGUGUGUAUACGACCCAUGUGGCUCUGAUGGCUUUAGUCUCAGUGCUGUGACUGGAGUUUCUCAUAACGUGUGUAAUACUAAUGUGAUCAGCUUCUCUCGAUGAACGGACCAGUCUGUUGUGAUACGGUAUCAUUAAUAAAAGUGUUAUGUCUUACGUCA